GGACCUGAGCGCAGAAGAAGAAGCAGCAGCAUCAGAAGAAAAAAGAAGAAGAAGAAGAAGAAGAAGAAGAAGGGUCAUCAUCCGACACUCGCUCAUCACUGACAGCCGCUCAGGAUUUCAGCCAUUCUUCCCCCUCACCUCCUCAGGCCUGACGGACCCACCAGCCCAUCACCAUGAACUACCUCCGCCGGCGCCUGUCCGACAGCAGCUUUGUGGCCAACCUCCCCAACGGCUACAUGAUGGACCUGCAGAGGCCAACCCCUCCAGGUUCAUCCACUUCCUCCCCCGCCUCCCCGGCCACAGAGAGGCGGCAGCCCCCGAGUAUCCCGACUCCGGCCCCUAACCCGGCCUCGGGCACCGGCCCGGCCCCGGUUACCGGCUCCUCCUCGGGCGCGGGGAGCUUCCUCAGCUCCUUCUCCAGCGUGGUGAAGAGUGCUCAGAUGGCCCAGAACGUCGCUGCCGCUGCACACGCCAAGUCAGCAGCAACAGCAGCUGAAGCAGCCUCAACAGGAAGCAGCCAGCCACCUAAACCUGUCGUACGCAAACCCAAGAUCCUGCUGGUCAUCGAUGAUCAGCACACAGACUGGGCGAAGUAUUUCCGAGGGAAGAAGCUGAACGGAGAGUAUGAGAUCCGGGUGGAGCAGGCAGAGUUCUCAGACAUCAACCUGGCUUCCUAUGUGAACUCGGGAUGUAUGGUGGACAUGCAGGUCAACAAAGGUGGCACCAGAGUGGUCAGGUCCUUCAAGCCUGAUUUCGUCCUGAUUCGCCAGCACGCCUACAGCAUGGUCCCUGGCGAGGAUUUCAGGAACCUUGUGAUUGGCCUGCAUUUCGGCGGAGUGGCGAGCGCCAACUCUCUCUUCUCCAUCUACAACUUCUGCAGCAAACCUUGGGUGUUCUCUCAGAUGAUUAAGCUCUACCACUCCCUUGGUCCUGAGAAAUUCCCCCUGAAUGAACAAACCUUCUACCCCAACCACACGCAGAUGGUUACAAGCCCAUCCUACCCUGUGGUGGUCAAGAUGGGUCACGCCCACGCUGGCAUGGGAAAGAUCAAAGUGGAAAACCAACAGGACUUCCAGGACAUCACCAGCGUGGUGGCCCUGGCCGGGACCUACGCCACCACCGAGCCCUACGUCCAGUCCAAGUACGAUAUCCGCAUCCAGAAGAUCGGAAACAACUACAAGGCUUACAUGAGAACGUCUAUCUCUGGGAACUGGAAGGCCAACACGGGCUCUGCCAUGUUGGAACAGAUCGCCAUGACUGACAGAUAUCGGCUGUGGGUGGACUCCUGUGCUGAGAUGUUUGGUGGCCUGGACAUCUGUGCUGUGAAGGCUGUCCACGGAAAAGACGGCAACGAUUACAUAAUCGAGGUGAUGGACAGCUCCAUGCCUCUCAUUGGUGAGCAUGUGGAGGAAGACAGACAGCUGAUCACAGAGCUGGUCAUCAAUAAGAUGGCCCAGGUGCUGCUGGGAGUUUCCACACCUCAGCCUUCCACUGUCAAGACCACACAGCCCAGACGAGGAGGACACCGCUCUGCCUCCGCCUCUCCAUCCCAGUCAGCCCAGGGUUCACCUCAGAGAGCCCGAUCAGCCACCACCUCACCCAGCCAGGCCUUCCAGCCUGGUCCCAUCCCUGCCACCUCCGGGCCUGGAGCUCAGAAACAGUCCCCGCAGCUCAACAAGUCCCAGUCGCUGACCAACACCUUUACAGAGACAUUACGAGGAAACGUGACAGAUGACGAGGCCAAAGCUGAGACCAUCCGCAGCCUCCGACAGUCCUUCGCCAGCCUCUUCUCUGACUAAAAGCCUCCCAUCAAGCUUCCACUUUCUGUCUAUUGUCAGGUUUGGAAAAAAAUAUCCUGACUGGUUAAUCCUGUUAUGGAGUCUCCCUCCUCGUCAGAGCCUCAGCUUCCUGUUCCUUCUCUUUCCUUCUCACUGUUUGUGAAGUUUAACACUUGGUGCAACCCGCUGUCCUCAGAUCAAUGACUCAUCUAUCACUAGAAAGGCCAAAACAAUUUGGAGGUCUAAAAUGAACACCAAGACAUUUAAAAGCUGAUGUGUUUGCAUUGGUCAUCCUAUCAGGAGAUGUUAGAGAUGUAGGGUGUCAGCGCAGCACAAUCAAACCAGAUCCCAUUCAAAUUUCUA
Molecule: messenger RNA, 2141 nt
Organism: Centropristis striata (black sea bass)
Lineage: Eukaryota; Metazoa; Chordata; Actinopteri; Perciformes; Serranidae
Product: synapsin-3-like
Exons: 14
Coding region: 174-1799 (541 amino acids)
Biological process (GO): neurotransmitter secretion
Cellular component (GO): synaptic vesicle; synaptic vesicle membrane
Molecular function (GO): ATP binding
Source: RefSeq, a predicted model, not a curated record